Molecule: messenger RNA, 2331 nt
Organism: Scatophagus argus
Lineage: Eukaryota; Metazoa; Chordata; Actinopteri; Scatophagidae
Gene: nudt17
Product: nudix (nucleoside diphosphate linked moiety X)-type motif 17
Exons: 9
Coding region: 849-1742 (297 amino acids)
Biological process (GO): NADP+ catabolic process; NAD+ catabolic process
Cellular component (GO): cytosol
Molecular function (GO): NADH pyrophosphatase activity
Source: RefSeq, a predicted model, not a curated record
UAUGGAGUGGACAGGCUGUCCGUAGAAGGCUGUGGCUGUGGCUCAGCUACGAUUGUGCCUGAAAGCGCCUGCCUUUUAUUUUGAAGCUCGUAACCGGAUGUGGAUUCUGGCUCAAAUGAUCCACAGGACGUUAGCUGGCGUUUCUCCGCUGUCAGUAGGUUUCUGCUCUCUCUGCUGUGAUCCUGGCGCUGUUCAUUUGUUUGAUUUGUGUGGACAUGUGGACAAUAAAAAGUGUAGACUUUGAUGUAGAAACGUGUCCUGUUCGGAGGGUUUUAAUCCCCCUGAAUGAAGCCUCUAGCGGCAGUUCAUGUUAGCUAAAGUUAGCUGAUAAAGUGUGCUCACAGUUCAUGUUUCAGUCCGACGUGAAGACCAGUAUGCUGUCCGUGUGCUUAGCCGGGUUAGCCGCGGAGCUCAUGUCCGUGUUAAAAAGCUGAACAAACGUGUUUAUAUGAGAAGCAGCAGAGUGGCCGUUAAAGCGGUAAAGUGUCCCCUGGUGUCCUGUCCUGUCUGACCUCAGAUCAGCUGGCUGUGUCUCCUGCAGACGUUUCCUGUUGGAGCUCAUUUUGACUGCAGCUGAUGAUUCAUCUGCUGACUGUUUUCUCCAUGAAUCCACUGAUUGUUUGCUUUGUCAAACUUAUAUAAUAACUUAUAUUAACAGUGAGACAUGUGGUCCCACUGAGCCAGAGGACAAAGUGACUCCUUCACAGAGUUUGUUCAGUCCAAAGCUAACAUGAUCACAAACACACUGAGAGGAAAAGCAGCAAAGCUUCACAUCCAGCACACGUUUUUACAGGAGAAAACACUGAACACAUCAUCAAUGCAGCUGAUCACUCAGGUGAGGAAGCAGCAUGGACAAAGUGAGGAGGAUCCUGGUUUAUGUCUGUAAGGAGCGAGCAGCUCCUCAGCGAGCUCAGUUUGUUCAGAGUGUGACGGGUCACUUCAGUGACUGCGGUGGCGACGAAGUGGAGGUGAACUUCUCUCUGGAGAGAAACCAGUUCAUCCUUUACCGAAGAGACAGAGGACGGGGGAUAACUCUGAAGAGACCUGCCUUCUGUCCCAUCAAACACCUGUCAGCCACAGAGGCAGCUGAGAUCCCACUGGACGUUCAGCAGCGUGGGAUAGAUGUGGGCGUGGCCAUUGUCCUACAGACAGCCGAUCAGAGAGUGUUGCUGACACGGCGGGCGAAUGAGCUUCGGAUUUUUCCCAACGUCUGGGUUCCUCCAGGUGGCCAUCUUGAACCGGAUGAGACGCUGCUGGACGCAGGCCUCAGGGAGCUGAAGGAGGAAACUGGACUGAAACUUGAACCAGAGGAAGCUUCUCCUAAAAUACUGGGACUCUGGGAGUCAGUGUAUCCCCCCAUGCUGUCCAGAGGACUUCCUCAGAGACAUCACGUAGUCAUCUACAUGCUGCUGCACUCGUCCCUGACUCACCUGCAGCUACAGGCCUGUCUGAGCCCGUCUCCCGCUGAGGUCAGUGCCUGUCUGUGGGCUGACGGUCACCUCGUCAGAGCCAUCGUGUCCGCCGUGGACGGGGAGGACGCUGAGGUUCGAGUGGACCGCCUUCCAGGCGGCAUCAGUGUCUCGCAGGUUUCCACAGAAGGAGCUCUGAGCGACUCCACGCUGCCUCUGACGGUGUUCGUCAGCCGGGCGCCAGUCAGCGGCCCAGAUGUGGAACGGGUCAGCACCGGCACCAAAUUUGCCUUGGAGCUGUGGCUGAAGAGCCUGGAAACCUCUGACCCGUGACCCUUAACCCCCACCAGCAGCCUGCAGGCAACAACAAGUUCAGUUCUGGAUCAGAGACAUGACUGUGACGUUUAUUGUGAAGUACUUCAAAUCCUGUCCGUAUUUUUCAGUAAAACCCUGAGAGGAAGUGACUCUCAAACUUCCUGCUGAGGCUUCAACCACAAAUACCUUGAAGCCUGACAACUGAGCAAAAUGCAUCAGCUGAUGAAGAUCAUGCGAGACAAUGGAAAAUUCAGAUCAGGAAAAAAAUAGUCUCUGAGGUGAAAGUAUUUUGUUUCAAACAGAUUUUUAAAAAAGUUUGUACAGCUGGACAAAUGUCCAUAUAGUUGUGGUCACAUAUGUCUCAACAGUUUUCAUUGUUUCUUUAGUUUGGUGAAACAGCGCCCCCCUGGGCUGUAAUGGCUGGCUUUCAUCAGUCUCUGUGGCCACAUGUGGUAUUGCACACAGACUCAGAAGCAGGUGAAGGUGAUUUAAAAGUCUUAUGAGAGUUCUGUACUCGAACUAAUAAUAAUAAUAGAGUUUAACUUGAAUUUUUAUCCAGUCCUGAAAUGCUUUUGAAUAAACUACUUAUUUUCAGUCUUCACUUUCA